Abrus precatorius (Indian licorice) is the source of this 988-nucleotide messenger RNA. Its product is annotated as TNF receptor-associated factor homolog 1a. NCBI's taxonomy places the organism in Eukaryota, Viridiplantae, Streptophyta, Magnoliopsida, Fabales, Fabaceae. The record is from RefSeq and is a predicted model, not a curated record. Gene Ontology annotation, molecular function: protein binding. The transcript has 6 exons. The coding region runs from base 3 to 941 and encodes 312 amino acids.
UUAUGGUCAUGGAUAACCAAGAUGGCAUUUCACGAUCCAUUGUAGAUGCUCCACCUGCUCAUUACGCAGUGAAAAUACAAUCAUUUUCACUCAUGACAAAGAAUUCUAUAGAGAGAUACGAGUCAGGGAAUUUUGAAGCUGGAGGCUACAAAUGGAAGUUAGUUCUGUACCCUAGCGGAAAUAAGAGCAUGAAUGUAAAGGACCAUAUUUCACUCUACUUGGCGUUGGACGAAGCAAGUUCACUUCAUCAUGGUUGGGAAGUUUAUGUCAAUUUUCGGUUGUUUUUGCAUGAUCAGAACAACGACAACUACCUAGUUGUCCAAGAUGCAGCGAGAAAGGAAAGGAGAUUUCACAAGAUGAAGGUUGAAUGGGGAUUUGAUCAAUUUAUUCCUCUUAAAGAUUUCAACCUUAUCUCUAAAGGUUAUUUGGUGGGUGAUACGUGCGCAAUUGGAGCCGAAGUCUUUGUUUGCAAUGAAAGAAGUACAGGUAAAGGAGAAUGUUUGGUAAUGAUGAAGGAUGCCAUUACUUACAAGCACCAAGGCGAAUUUGAUAACUUCUCAAAGUUGGAUUCAGAAUAUUAUGAGUCUAAAGCUUUCAACGCUGGAAACUACAAAUGGAAGAUAAAACUUUAUCCCAACGGAAAAGGUGCUGAAGUGGGCAGUUAUAUUUCUCUGUACCUGGUCUUGGCUAACCCAUCAGCCCUUUCUCCUAGUUCCAAAAUAUAUGCGCAGAUAAUAUUACGCAUACUUGACCAGAAGCAAGCCAAGCAUCACUUUGGAAAAGCUAACUAUUGGUUUAGUGCCUCAAACCAUGAAAAUGGAGCAUCAAGAUUUAUGUCUAUAAGUAAUUUCACCAAUCAAUACUCUGGUUAUCUGGUGAAAGACAGUUGCUUGGCAGAGGCAGAGGUUACGAUUCUUGGAGUGGUUGAUGCAUUGUCCUAACUUUGUUUAAUGUUUCAAUGUAUGUAUAUAUGCAUAUUCCAAAUGGA